Molecule: messenger RNA, 7353 nt
Organism: Leopardus geoffroyi (Geoffroy's cat)
Lineage: Eukaryota; Metazoa; Chordata; Mammalia; Carnivora; Felidae
Gene: IGSF3
Product: immunoglobulin superfamily member 3
Exons: 12
Coding region: 794-4426 (1210 amino acids)
Source: RefSeq, a predicted model, not a curated record
CGGGCGCGGGGCCGGCUCCGCUCCGGGGUCGGGCCCCAGACCCUCCCCUGGCCUGGCCACGAGCGCGCCCCGGCAGCUGAAAGCGCAGCCCCCCGCUCGCUUCGCCCUCCGUCUCUUUUCUUUCCAACCAGCGAAAAAUAAACAGCCGGGAAGAAAUCGGCUGGCAUUGUGGGACCGGCUUCGCUUCGGGGCCGCCGAACGCCAACUUGCUUCGUUUGUUCUGGGAAGAUCUGGGGCAGGUGGCGGCCCCGUGACCUACCGUCAUGGAUGGAGACGGACUUUUGGAUGAAGAAACCCAAACAGUCCGUGCUGUUCCCGGGCGAUUUAGCUGUCAAAGGUUUUGACAAAACCUACCGUCUUCCCUUUGGGGAAUCCGAAUGAGGGAGCUUACAGACACCUUCACUGGGAAGCCAAGGACAUUCCUGUAUAAUCAGCGGAUGAAAGGAUUUUCUCAGACUCUUUUUUCCCUUUUCCUCGAGGAUUAGUUCACUGCAAUCUACAAUUCCAGUGGAAACCGCUAAGGCACAGGAUGUGACAGAAGCCUAGAGGGCCUUCAGAAUUGUUCUGGACCCUUCCUUUAGCAUAGAGUAGUUUAACACAAGCCACUGGCCGCCCUUCCCCCCUGCCCCCCAUCUUGCCGAUGAUCUCUUCUCUUUAACCUCUUCUCAUUUUUUGAGUUAAGUUCUGUUUCCAAAACUGCCCUCUGGAGCUAUAAGUGGAUUGCCAGAAAUGAGAGAUUAAGUGCGGAGAGAAGAGGAAGCGUCCUGUGUGGUGUCUCUUCUCCACUGCCGACAUGAAGUGCUUUUUUCCAGUGCUCAGUUGUCUGGCUGUGCUGGGUGUAGUGCUGGCACAGCGGCAUGUUGCCGUCCAGGAAGGACCCCUGUACCGCACGGAGGGCUCCCACAUCACCAUCUGGUGCAACGUGAGUGGCUACCAGGGGCCUUCUGAGCAGAAUUUCCAGUGGUCCAUUUACCUGCCGUCCGCCCCAGAGCGCGAGGUCCAGAUCGUCAGCACCGUGGACUCUUCCUUCCCUUAUGCCAUCUAUACCCAGCGCGUCCGUGGGGGGAAGAUCUACGUGGAGAGGGUCCAGGGGAACUCGGCCUUGUUGCACAUCACCGAUCUCCAGGCCCGGGAUGCCGGGGAGUAUGAGUGCCACACACCCAACACGGAUGAGCGGUACUUUGGGAGUUACAGUGCCAAGAUGAACCUAGUAGUGAUCCCUGACACUCUGCAGACCACGGCCAUACCGCAGACUCUGCACAAAGUGGAGCAGGACCCUCUGGAGCUGAGCUGUGAGGUGGCCACGGAGACGUUCCAGCACAGCCACCUGUCUGUGGCCUGGCUCCGGCAGAGAGGGGGCGAGAAGCCCGUGGAGGUGAUUUCCCUGAGCCGAGAUUUCGUGCUUCACGCCAGCAGCGAAUAUGCGCAGAGGCAGAGUCUGGGGGAGGUACGGCUGGACAAGCUGGGGAGCACCACCUUCCGCCUCACCGUCUUCCACCUGCGGCCCUCCGACCAGGGCGAGUUCUACUGUGAGGCUGCCGAGUGGAUCCAGGAUCCGGAUGGCUCGUGGUAUGCCAUGACCCGAAAGCGUUCCGAGGGAACCGUGGUCAACGUCCAGCCCACUGACAAAGAGUUCACCGUGCGGCUGGAAACGGAGAAGCGGCUGUACACGGUGGGUGAACCGGUGGAGUUCAGAUGCAUCCUGGAGGCUCAGAACGUUCCCGACCGUUACUUUGCCGUCUCCUGGGCCUUCAACAGCUCACUCAUUGCCAGCAUGGGGCCCAACGCAGUGCCGGUCCUCAACAGUGAAUUUGCCCAUCGGGAAGCCAGGGGCCAGCUGAAAGUGGCCAAAGAGAGCGACAGUGUCUUUGUGCUGAAGAUCUAUCACCUCCGCCAGGAUGACAGCGGGAAAUACAACUGUCGUGUGACAGAGAGAGAGAAAACGGUCACCGGGGAAUUCAUCGACAAGGAGAGCAAGCGGCCCAAGAACAUCCCCAUCAUCGUCCUCCCCAUCACAGAUAACUGGGUAGUUAAAGUCCCUCAGCACCACCAGAUCCUGCCCCAAGGCCACUUGGAGAGCAGCAUCUCCGUGGAGGUGGCCAGCAACGCCAGCGUCAUCCUUGAGGGUGAGCACCUGCACUUCUCCUGCAGCGUCCGCACGGCGGGCAGGCCGCAGGGCCGCUUCUCGGUCAUCUGGCAGCUCGUGGACCGGCAGAACCGCCGCAGCAACAUCAUGUGGCUGGACCGGGACGGCACCGUGCAGCCAGGCGCGUCCUACUGGGAGCGCAGCAGCUUCGGGGGCGUCCAGAUGGAGCAGGUGCAGCCCAACUCGUUCAGCCUGGGCAUCUUCAACAGCAGGAAGGAGGACGAGGGCCAGUACGAGUGCCACGUGACCGAGUGGGUACGGGCAGUGGACGGCGAGUGGCAGAUCGUGGGGGAGCGCCGGGCCAGCACCCCCAUCUCCAUCACGGCUCUCGAAAUGGGCUUCGCGGUCACAGCCAUCUCGCGCACGCCAGGCGUGACCUACAGCGACUCCUUUGACCUGCAGUGCAUCAUCAAACCCCAUUACCCGGCCCGGGUCCCCGUGUCCGUGACCUGGAGGUUCCAGCCAGUUGGCACCAUCGAGUUUCACGACCUGGUGACCUUCACCCGGGACGGGGGGGUCCAGUGGGGGGACAGGUCCUCCAGCUUCCGGACCCGAACGGCCAUCGAGAAGGCCGAGUCCAGCAACAACGUGCGCCUGAGCAUCAGCCGGGCCAGCGACACAGAGGCGGGCAAGUACCAGUGCGUGGCUGAGCUGUGGCGGAAGAACUACAACAACUCCUGGACGCGGCUGGCGGAGCGGACCUCCAACCUGCUGGAGAUCAGGGUGCUGCAGCCAGUGACAAAGCUGCAGGUGAGCAAGUCGAAGAGGACCCUCACUCUGGUGGAAAACAGGCCCAUCCAGCUGAACUGCUCGGUUAAGUCUCAGACCAGCUCGAACUCCCACUUUGCCGUGCUCUGGUACGUGCAUAAGCCCUCGGAUGCCGACGGGAAGCUCAUCCUGAAAACCACCCACAGCUCCGCCUUCGAGUACGGCACCUAUGCCGAGGAGGAGGGCCUGAGGCCCCGGCUGCAGUUCGAGAGGCACGUGUCCGGGGGCUUGUUCAGCCUCACCGUGCAGAGGGCCGAGGUCAGUGACAGUGGCAGCUACUACUGCCACGUGGAGGAGUGGCUGCUGAGCCCCAACUAUGCCUGGUACAAGCUGGCCGAGGAGGUUUCGGGGCGCACAGAAGUCACUGUGAAGCGGCCAGACAGCCGCCUGAAGCUCAGCCAAGCGCAGGGGAAUCUGUCGGUCCUGGAGACGCAACAGGUGCAGCUGGAGUGUGUGGUGCUGAACCGCACCAGCGCUGCGUCCCAGCUCGUGGUCGAGUGGUUUGUGUGGAAGCCCAACCACCCGGAGCGGGAGACUGUGGCCCGCCUGAGCCGCGAGGCCACCUUCCACUAUGGAGAGCAGGCGGCCAAAAACAACCUGAAGGGGCGGCUGCAUCUGGAGAGUCCUUCGUCCGGCGUGUAUCGGCUGUUCAUCCAGAACGUGGCGGUGCAGGACAGCGGGACCUACAGCUGCCGCGUGGAGGAGUGGCUCCCCAGCCCCAGCGGCGUGUGGUAUAAGCGGGCAGAGGACACUGCCGGGCAGAUGGCUGUUACUGUCAUGCGGCCAGACGCCGCCCUACAGGUGGAUACGGUGGUCCCCAAUGCCACGGUGUCCGAGAAGGCAGCUUUCCAGCUGGACUGUAGCAUCGUUUCUCGAUCAAGUCAGGACUCCCGCUUUGCCGUGGCCUGGUACUCUCUGAGGACUAAAGCUGGAGGGGAAAGGGGAGGCCCUGGCCUGGGAGAACAGGAGGAGGAGGAGGAGGGGGAUGAGGAGGAAGAAGAGGACCUCACAGAGCGGACGGCCCUGCUGAGCGUGGGCCCGGAUGCUGUCUUUGGCCCAGAAGGCAGCCCGUGGGAGGGCCGGCUUCGCUUCCAGAGGCUCUCCCCCUUGCUCUACCGGCUCACCGUGCUGCAGGCCAGCCCCCAGGACACGGGGAACUACUCGUGCCGCGUGGAGGAGUGGUUGCCCGGCCCCCAGAAGGAAUGGUACCGGCUGACGGAGGAGGAGUCGGCCCCCAUCGGCAUCCGUGUUCUGGACACAAGUUCCACCCUGCAGUCCAUCAUCUGCUCCAACGACGCACUCUUCUACUUUGUCUUCUUCUACCCCUUCCCCAUCUUCGGCAUCCUCAUCAUCACCAUCCUGCUGGUGCGCUUCAAGAGCCGUAACUCCAGCAAGAGCUCCGACGGGAAGAAUGGGGUGCCCCUGUUGUGGAUCAAAGAACCACACCUCAACUACUCCCCCACAUGCCUGGAGCCCCCUGUGCUCAGUAUCCACCCAGGAGCCAUAGACUAAGGGGGACCGCAGCGGCCCUCAGCCGCGGAGGAGCUGACAGUCUCCCUUCCUGCCUCUUGCUCUGUGAUCGGACGGCGGGCAGACGGCGCUGCAACUCUUGGAGUGCUCUCCUGGCAGCCAACAGUCAGACUUGAGCAACAUUCCAAGUCCCGGAUCCGGCACAGAGACAGACCGCCUCUAGGUGGCAGUCGUGGUCGGUUAGCUGUUUUGGAGCAGAUGUCCUUAUCCUGCAGAAUUAGGCUUCUUGUUUUUGUUUUUGGUAAUGUAGUGAGUAGCUCCAGAUGCCACAUCUACUCACUGAUUUAUAUCGUAUUCUCAGAUAGAUGUUACAGGGGUUCUUAUUCUUUGUAAGGGACUGUUUUUAAAUCCCUCUGGUUUACCCUUCUUGGGUUCCGUAACGUAGCGGACGAAUUUCUCGUAACAUACCACCGAUGGCCAAAGGGAGGACGGACUUUUUGGUGCAAAGGAAUCUCUUCCAGGACUCUUUGUUUCUGCAUACUUGAAAAUACUACUCACGGAUCAGAAACAUGCCCAAACGUUUUUUACUUUCUUAACGAGACUUGAAAAUUAUGUGUCAUGCGGGCCCAAUUUGUAUCUUAUCUUUUCCCUCAGCUGGAGUUGUUGGAACCACUUUGUAGUCAAGAUGAAAGCAUUGAAUUUUGCUUCAAAGAACUGUGUACGUACGGGAGGAAUCCUGCAUAACCCCAUUAGAGUAGACGAUGCCCGACCGGACUGUCAGGGAAGCAAAAGUAGGCUUCGUUCCAACCUUGCCAAAAAAUUAUAUAUUAAAAAAAAAAAAAAAAACCCACAACUUUGUUGGAGAACAAGUCGAAAGCCCCAAACAGCACACGCUUUGCUGGCUAACCUGGACAGAAGGCUGCAUUUAGCAGCCACUGACUUUCAGAUUGAUCAAAGCCAGUGAUUAGUGAAGGAAGGAAACAAGGCUAGUUGUUGGCUUGAUCUGUUUCGCAGGAGCGGCCUCGAACUGGUAACUGUGCGCGGGUGGGCUUCUAUUUUAAGGUGCUUUGCCACACUCUUAAAGGAAAGUGGCCAGUGAGCCUGAAAAGGGAGCCGUGCUGAACUGAACACACAGGGCCCAAGCAGCCACCGUAUGCACCCUACACCGGAGGGCACGGGGCCCAGCAGACCGCUGAGUUCCUCCAGGAGUCGGUGGUGGGAGGGCGGUGGUUUCCAGAGCCUGGAAGUUGGAGACCAGGGGAGAGAUCACCACCACCCUGGAGAUACGAAGACUAGGUUUUUCUUCUUCCUUCCAACUAGAUUUCCCUCCAAGGUAACGGUGUCUUUCUCAUUCACCAUUUCUCUCUCCAUGUGUCUCACUGCCGUAAGAGUAUCUGCCUAGGAGAGGUCCAGACACAGCCCGUCUGUAACCCUUGCAGACCACCUAGUCUCGGCUUAGAGUCACCUCAUGCCGGUGCAGGGUUUUGCCCUUCCCCUUCUUAGAUCUUGUUUGUGGUCUUAGGUGAUUUGGUUGUUCACAGUUACGGUGGCUUUUUAUUCGAAUGCCCAUUAGAGCCCAACAAGGCCCCAGUCGCCCUGUUCGUUCACACUAUGGAGCAGGGUGCUUAGCACCCGCCCCCCCCCCCCCCCCCCCCCCGCUCCUGUGCCCUUUUGCUCACCCCAGGGGAGAAGCAUGCCCUGACUUUCCUAUAUUUUGCUGGCCAAGAGCGCCAUCCCCUUUCCUUCGGGAACUUGCAUCUUGAACCCCAAGGGUACACCCUGCUUAGAAAAAGCCACCGGGGACUCCGGAGCAAAGUCUGAGCAGAGAGAGGGAUUGUUGUCUGUCCUGAGAUGCAGCAGACUCCACGAGAGGCCGUGUGGGUGCCCAUCCGCAUCAGGGUCUUUGGGUGCGCAGGUGGUGGCCUGGGUUUUCAGCAGACGCCUUGCUGUGCCGCAGCCCAGGGGAAGCAAGGUGACGGACAGGCUUAUGUAGUAAACCGGUCUCCUCUUCUUCCCCGCACACCAGUACUGUCCUCUGAGACCCUGUGUAGGCACCACACCUUAAUCCCUAACAUGCUCAUUUCCAUGUAUUAUGUAUGCUGUAGCAACGCUUUGGGGCUACAGUCAGGCUCAGGGGGGAGGGAAGGAGGCAGUCCUUUGCCCCAUUUCUUCAUUACAGGCGCGUGGGCUUUCUGUGGGAAAUCGGCCCCUGCCUUGUAGCCUGAGUGCUUGAAGGAAGAUGCCCGGCUUUCCUCUGUGUGAAGGGAAAGAUGCCAGAGGUCUGGGACUGGCUUUGUAACUACUAAGAGCCCAGCUUGCCCACAGGUAUAGAAAAGUAGGUGAUGCACGCAAUUAAAGAUGUGGAGCGGUUACAGGAAAUUUGAAAGGAAGAAAAGAAACCGAAGCCAGUAUUUUAGUAAUUUUUUUUUCCCGUGUGUAUUUUCUGUUGGGCUGGGGGAUACCAUCAAAGGGUGAGCUUUUCAGCUUUCUGUGAAGAUCCCCAGGACCUUGUUUGGCCAUUUCUAUGGAAAUGUGGUGUCAGAUGAGCGGUAAUGGUGCCCUCCAGUGGCUGGGAGACCUCAUUGCACAUGGCCUGCCGGAGCUCGGGGCAUUGGACCAGGAGAGGAAAAAUUGCCAACUGGUUCUCUGGACGUAUUUACCUACGGCUACAAUGUUGCAUUAAUGAAAAACUACACUGUGCUAGGCCCAUUCCGGACACGGAUACGACCCGCACCCUCUUUCAUCAGGGUGUUUCUGUAGCAGGUUUUCAUAUUCUUUUCAAACAAUGGUUUCUCUGCGUUUAUUGUUGAAAAAAACAGGUGGGGUAAGAAAACUACCCAUGCAUGAUGUAGAGAGCUGUUGAUUUGUUUUUGUUUGUUUGUUUUUUUAAAGGAAAACUAUUUGUAAAAUGUUGCACUAAAAUGUUUUAUAUACACUUCAGAGACCUGUAGUAAAUUAUGUUGAAAAUA